Capra hircus (goat) is the source of this 1170-nucleotide messenger RNA. Its product is annotated as RNA-binding motif protein, X chromosome-like. The coding region runs from base 1 to 1170 and encodes 389 amino acids. The record is from RefSeq and is a predicted model, not a curated record. The transcript has 8 exons. Gene Ontology annotation, biological process: positive regulation of mRNA splicing, via spliceosome. Gene Ontology annotation, molecular function: RNA binding. Gene Ontology annotation, cellular component: spliceosomal complex. NCBI's taxonomy places the organism in Eukaryota, Metazoa, Chordata, Mammalia, Artiodactyla, Bovidae.
AUGAUGGCAACAGAUAGGCCUGGAAAACUGUUAAUAGGAGGCCUCAGUGCUGAAACAACGGAGAAGUCUCUUGAAGCUGAGUUUGGGAAAUACGGUCACAUUGUGGAAGUUCUCUUGAUAAAGGAUCAAAACACAAACAAGUCAAGAGGCUUUGCUUUCAUCACUUUUGAGAGCCCUGAAGAUGCAAAGGAUGCUGCCAAAGAAAUGAAUGGAAAGUUUUUGGAUGGAAAAACAAUUAAAGUAGAACAAGCCAAUAAACCAUCUUUUGAAAGUGGUGGUAGACAGAGACUGCAACCUCCUGCAAGAAACAGGGGCCAUCCAAGAAAUCUAAGAUGGGAAAGAGGAAGAACUGGUGGAGCAAGAGGGCAUGUGUUUCGUGGAGGAGACUUUGGUGAUAAUGGAUAUAAUCUCAACAUGAGCUCUUCAGGAGGACCCUAUCCAGUUAAAAGAGGACCAUCUUCAAGACGUGAAGGUCCUUCUCCGAAAAGAUCUGCUCCUUCUGCUCAAGGGCGAAGCCGUAGUGGGAUGAGAGGACGAGGUCCAGUAUUGCGAAGAGAAAAUUACAGAGGAGGUCCUCAUAGAGAGCCAGUGUCUUCUCGGAGAGAUAACUAUGUGUCACCAAGAGAUGAUGGUUAUGCUACUAAAGACAGUUACUCAGGCAGAGAUUAUCCAAGUCCGAGAGACACCAAGGAUUAUGCUCCACCGUCUAGAGAGUAUGCAUACCAUGAUUAUGGCCAUUCAAGUUCUUGGGAUGGUCAUGCCUCCAGAGGACAUAGUGAUCGUGAUGGCUAUGGUGGAAACCGUGAUAGAGAUUAUUUUGAACAUCGAACUGGAGGCUCUUACAGGGAUUCAUAUAAGAGUUAUGGGGGCUCCCAUGGUGCUCUCUCAGGAAGAGGUCUGCCUCUGAGUUAUGGCAGAAGAAGUCGCUAUGAUGAUUAUAGCAGUACAAGAGAUAGAUACGGAGGAGGGCAGAAAAGUUACUCAAGCAGCCAAGGUUAUACAUACUUAAGUAGUCGUGACCGUGGUGGAAGACAAGAACGAGGAUUUCCAUCCUUGAAGGAUAGGGUGUACCCUGCUCCUCGUGAGUCAUACAGUAGCUCAGGUUGUGAAACUUCCAGGGGAGGUCAUGGGGGAAGCAGAUCUGAAAGAGUAGGCCGAAACAGAUACUAA